Molecule: messenger RNA, 204 nt
Organism: Pyricularia oryzae 70-15
Lineage: Eukaryota; Fungi; Ascomycota; Sordariomycetes; Magnaporthales; Pyriculariaceae
Exons: 2
Coding region: 1-204 (67 amino acids)
Source: RefSeq, a predicted model, not a curated record
AUGGGUCCAGGUAGCUUAAGUAGGCAAGCUAUGAGACGUCAUUGUGUGAAGCCGCUGAAUAUCAACCAAGGAAUAGAAGUCCCAUUAGAAGCACUGGGGCAUCAGCAUCGGUUGCCAGUAUUACCAGCCGCCAGCAAGCGUCGGGCUGGAUGGGUCCAUGAGCUUACCACGUAUAGUACGACAUAUUCUGGCCUCUCGGCGUGA